AACAACAGUCGCGAUCAGUCAUCAACAAGCAAAUCUCAGCAUAUUGAAAUUUCAACAAAAUGUUUACACAGACUUUAUUAAUAUUUCUUGGAUUGGUUGGAUGCAGUAACGGAGGUUCCGUAUCGGCGUCUCCAAAAUACACGUGGCCUUUGAAUGGAGUAUUUAGAGGAAUUGAGACUAACACGUAUACGUAUAGUUUAAAUCACGACCAAGUUGAGAAUAUACCAGUUCAGCAGAAUGGUAACCCUAACCUGAUCGAACAAAGUACUUUGGUAUUUGAUGGAACUUAUUUCAUUGAUGUUCCCAUAACUGCAGAUCACAACUUUCAAUCAGUAGCUAUAAGUUUAUAUAUUCAAGCUAAAUAUGAUACCAGACCUAGAAGUGUGUUUUUUCACUACAAAUCCACAAACAACGAGCAGUCCAAAAUAACAGAAAUAAUUCUGGAAGGAAACUACAAAGACUUAAAAUUUACUGUGAAAUUCGGAGACGGUGCUAUCUUCACCGAAUCAUGUCCGAAUGAUUAUAAAACUAGCUCCGUUUUUCUGGGAACAUUUGUACACUCAUUUACCAGUGGACGGGCUGGUAUUUACUUUGAUUGGGAGCAUAACCACCAGAUCGAUUCGAUAUCAGGGAGGUCAUUAAGUGUACCUGGAACUGUUCGGUUUGGUGGUCAUCAAACAGAUACUGCAUAUGGUUAUAUUGGGCAAUUGUCAUGUGCUUCUAUGUUUGAUAUUGACGAAGACAUAGACCCAACUUAUUAUGCUUCUAUCUGCAAUUCAAUUGUUACCCCGCCAACAACAGCCCCAUCUCUUGUUUGGCCCUUAGAUGAUAAGAUGCAGGGCUUUGAGGUCAAGACGAAUAUAGUGCCAACCUAUAAUUCACUAAAUCCACCACGAUGUCUACCAGGACCAUUAGAUCUACCAAACAACGCUAUGGCUUUUGAUGGAUCGUUUCUGUCUUCUAUAUCCACAUCAGUUCCCCAAACCAUGCUCCUUGGGGGCGAAUUCAGCCUGGCGGUGUUCAUAUUGCUUGACAUAUACAACGAUGGUGACAUUAUUUAUGCAAAAAGUAGCCUCCACGGAUUCUUGUUGAAUGUUCAAAAUGGAAAUCUCUAUUUAUCUCAGUUCGAUCAUAGGCGGACCACGCCAUGUGCCACGGUGACAGUAGAUGUGGCCCUAAAUCCACUUCAGUGGUAUAUUGUGGUAAUUCAAAGAAGUAUGAACACCACGCACUUUGUUCUCAUUGGUGAUAGUUGGCUUAAGGUCAGUGAUCAAGCUACUUGCCAACAAAUGCCUGAGCCAAGUCCAGCGGUGAAUAUGGAUGUUGUAUUAGGUGUGAUGUCAAUGGAACAGGAAGGAUUCAAGGGUGCGUUGAGAUGUAUGGUUCUGUUCGAAUUUAUUCGUCCAAUUCCUGUUUUGUUGGACAUGUUAAACACCAGCUGUAAAUCCCAGUAUGAAAAUAAUAUUACAGUCGAAUUCACGAAUGCCAAAAAAAGAGUUUCGAAGCAGGCAAUUGUGUCCGCUAACCAUCAACCACCAGCUUUUGCCCGUCAUCUGCGUAGUUUUACCAGUAAAUCUCUAACAUUUUGUGGUAAGGAGUGCCUCGAAACGCCUUAUUGUAGGUCUUAUUCCUAUGGGACCGACCGUACCUGUGUUCAUUAUGACGUGUUCGUGAAGAAUGGAUUAAUUUUGUCUCCGAGAACGAAUUAUUACACACUUGGUUACACCCUUGAAUAGCAGAUUCGCAUGUGAAUAUAAUAAUUUCCAUAAAUCUGGGCUUGAAUUUAAGCAGCCGCGGCAUUAAUUUGGUUGACUGGGUGGAAAUUACUACAAAACUUUUUUUUUAAAAAUUUUUCACGGCUAGCUAGCUGUUGUUAAAUCGCAGCAUCAAAAGCGCCCAAAACUGACAGUGUUUAAAGUUAAGUAGAAUUAAUGGGGGCAGUUGCAUAUUUUCACACAUAAUAAACGUGGGCUUAUUGUGACGAUAUAGGCAAUAUAGCCUUUAUACUUCGGACCUUAUCUGAAAAUCGUAACUCAAAAAUAACCAGACGUUCUGAAAUGAUCACUACAUUUUCUUAACAGUAAAAGUAAACGUGUCAUGAUAAUCUCGACCAUUAUAAUUUCGGAAAAUAUACAAUAAUGCUUAUUCAAGCAGUUGCACAGCGUUGAAUUUGGGUAAAGCGACCAAUCUCACAUGUAACCGGAAAGGUUUUUUUUUCAAAAACGCACCACAGAGCUUUAGAUAGCAUCAGUCUUUAACCCUUGCUUUAACAAAGAUAUUCACUAAAAUAUAUCUUGUAGGCACCCUUUAAUAACACAUACGGUCACGUUUACCAUGGUCAUGUUGAUCGAUAAGUUACGAAUUUUACGUAUACACGAUAAUCUAUACACAAAUAGAAUGCGGUAUGUCACGGCAAAUUGCAAUGUGUGAGAUCGGCUUAAAAAACUAAGAUUGUGGCUAUGAUUAUUUCUGUCAUAAAGUAUCACAAUUGUUUUUAUUAAAUGAACUUCGUUAUUUGUUGACAAAACUAUUGAGAUUAUAUGUAUCAUAUCAAAAGAUUAAUGUAUCUAUCUCUUCGUAGAUAUCUAUUUUGCUUUGAAUAGAACGUUCUGACAAUAUCUACGUAUAAACAAUCAUUUUAAUGGCCUGUCUUAUGAACAAUGAUUUUGAAUAGUAUGCUGAGGAGAAAACAAACAUAAAGCUUAUCUAAAAUCAAUCUACAUUUUUUAAAAAUGAAUGAAGUGGUUCUGUAUUAAAGAUUUUCUAAUUAUCUUUAAUGGCUAUCUAUUUCAUAGGUGAAGCACAUGUUUUACUGGGUUUUCGAUUCAAUAAAAAGAAGCCUAUUUAACUUGCCUGGAAGAUUCAGUUCAAAACAUAAAGCAGCUGGGAAAUGAUUACCAAAAACUGUUCAUUACUAUUACAAGGAUAACAAAACAAAAAACUGUGCUAGGGCGCUCGCCUUCAAUUUACAAUUUAGCGACCUGAUAAUGUGCCCAUACUAUUCUCUCCCCCCCAUCCCGUAAAUAUAAGGGUAAUUGGGGGGGGGGGGUAUCUGUAAUAAUAUUGCUAGAAUUUUUGCUCUUGAAAUUAAUGGGAGCAGUAUAUUUCAUUAAUUAAUAUCUUUGGUGGACAGUUAUUAAAUUCACAUAUAUGUAGAAUUGUAUUAAAAUCAACUUAGUGAGUAAGUGACAGUUGACACAUAAACAGAGUUACAGAACCAAAACAUAUCUGUCUGUAUGUGUCAAUAAAAUACCACGAGAUAUCACGUGCAUGGAAAUUUACCAUUGCAUCUUUUGGCUUAAUUUAACCAAUCAUAUCGUUAAUUGCACAGGUUCAGGGUCAUGAUCAUACUUGAUUGUGCGUGAUAUGCAUGAGCUCUAUAAAAAAAAUCAUAGUAAACUUUUAAAUCAGACUUCCAUUAGAUUCCAGAGAGGUUCCAUCUGAGUUCCUAGACAGCCGCGAGGCUGGCUAGGGUGGAGAAAUCGUUUUAGCUAGUAUUGUUAUCUAUUAUGCUCGUAUACCUGUAUUCGGCUAUGCUAUAUAAAAUGUAAAAACGAACUGUUGCAUUGUUAUAACUGAGAAGACAAACGUCUUAAACCAGUAAGAAGCAAACACACAACGUGAAGGAGAAGCAAAGACAGUUAGAGACAAAUUCUAGACGAUCACAAGGCUACAGAAAUAUGUAGUAAGAAAAGAUGCAUGGGUCGUAUGUAAGAUGUGGCGACCGGUUUUAGUACGUGUCCUCUCUCCACGUCUGACUAAAGACUCAUGGUGCUGCAUAUCGAGGGAUGG
Molecule: messenger RNA, 3792 nt
Organism: Patella vulgata (common limpet)
Lineage: Eukaryota; Metazoa; Mollusca; Gastropoda; Patellidae
Exons: 4
Coding region: 60-1736 (558 amino acids)
Source: RefSeq, a predicted model, not a curated record